AGCAGGCGGCGGUAGCGUUUAACAACGCAAACACAGCAGCCGCCAUUUUGCUCGCAGCGGAAGGAGGAAGAGCAGAGGGAAAACAUUAAACUCUUCAAGUAAAAAUCCUUCAAAAAUAUAUAAUUUCUGUAAUGGACGUCCCCGGACCGGACAGCGACUGGAGGAGCCCUCAGUUCCGACAAAAAGUCGUCGCUCAGAUUGAAGAGGCGAUGAGGAAGGCUGGAACUGCACACACCAAGUCGAGCAAUGACAUGGAGAACCACGUUUAUGUCAAAGCCAAAUCCAGAGAGGAGUAUUUAUCUCUGGUGGCGAGGCUGAUCAUACACUUCAGAGACAUCCACAAGAAGGCACUUGGAGGUCCAGAUCCCAUGAAUGCCCUGACUAACCUGACAGGGGUUGGAGGGGGACCGGGCGCCAUUGGCAUGGGGCCUCGCCCCACCGGUGCUCCAGUGGGUGGCAUGGGGGCCAUGGGGCCGAUGCAGAUAGGCCAGCAUGCCAUGGCAGGGGUGGCUGGAAACCCACAAGCCAUAGGGGGCCCAGGCCAGAUGCCGAUGCAGCAGAUGGUGCAGGCGCAGCAGCAGCAGCAGUCCAUCCAGUUCCAGCAGUUCCAGCAAGCCCAGCAGCAGCAGCAGAACGCCAUGCAGCAGCAGCAGCAGCAGCAGUUCCAGGUGCAGCAGCAGCUGAGGGUCCAGCAGCAGCUGCAGCAGCAGCACCACCAGAACCAGCAGCUUCAGCAGCAGCACCAAAACCAGCAGCAGGCCCAGAACCAGCAGCAGCAGAACCAGAUGCACCAGACGAGGAUUCAGCAGCAGCAGAUGCUGCAGCUCCAGCAGCAGCAUGCUCAGGCCCAGGCUCAGGCUCAAGCCCAGGCUCAGGCCCAGGCUCAGGCUCAGGCCCAGGCCCAGGCUCAGGCUCAGGCUCAGGCCCAGGCCCAGGCUCAGGCUCAGGCUCAGGCCCAGGCUCAGGCCCAGGCCCAGGCUCAGGCCCAGACCAUGCAGCACAUGGUUCAGCAGCAGCAGCAGCAGCAGCAGCAGCAGCAGGUCCAGGCUCAGCCUCAGCCGGGUCAGAUGCCUCCACACUCACAGCAGCAGCAGCAGCAGCAGCCGGGCAUGGUGCCUCAGAUGGCGUCCGCUCAGCACGUUCCCAUGAACUCGCUCAGUCAGCAGCAGCAGCAGCAGCAGCAGCACCAGCUCAAGUUGCAGGCCCUACAGCAGGCCCGUGCAGCCUUGCAGCAGCAUCAGCAGGCGCAGGCGCAUGCGCAGCAAGCCGCAGCGCAGGUCAACGCAGCUGCCGCCGCCGCCGCCGCCGCCGCAGUACCCGGACAGGUGAGACUGCAGCCACCUGAACCUCAGUUGGCCCGUCCUGGGAUAUCGAUUCAAGCCCGGUUGCCUCGAGUCAACCCGAACCCCUCCAUCCCUUCUCCAAACGCUGCUGCCGCUGCCGCCGCCGCCGCUGCCGCCGCCGCCGCCGCCGCCGCCGCUGCUGCUGCGGGAGGACAGCCAAUGACACAGCAGGUGCAACAGCAUUCAAUGAUGUCAUCGCCGUCACCGGGGCAGGUGCAGUCGAUGCCUCCCCCUCCCCAGCCGUCACCUCAACCCCCCACCUCGCAGCCCAACUCAGCCAGCUCCGGUCCCACUCCGUCUCCGGGGGGGUUCCAGCCCAGCCCGUCCCCUCAGCCCUCGCAGAGCCCCGCCACCGCCCGAACCCCCCAGAACUACGGAGUCCCCUCUCCUGGACCGCUCAAUACUCCAGGUAACCCCAGCUCAGUGAUGAGUCCGGCUGGAGCCACGUCUCUGGAGGAUCAGCAGUACAUGGAGAAACUCAAACAGCUCUCCAAAUACAUCGAACCUCUGCGCAGGAUGAUCAACAAGAUCGACAAAAAUGAAGACAGAAAGAAGGACCUGAGUAAGAUGAAGAGUCUGCUGAAUAUCCUGACGGACCCAAACACCAGGUGUCCUCUGAAGACGCUGCAGAAGUGCGAAAUCGCUUUAGAGAAACUGAAGAACGACAUGGCCGUGCCGACCCCCCCUCCCCCUCCGGUGCCCACUAAACAGCAGUAUUUGUGUCAGCCGCUGCUGGACGCCGUCAUGGCCAACAUCCGCUCUCCGGUCUUCAACCACUCUCUGUACCGAACCUUCGCCCCCGCCAUGACCGCCAUCCACGGACCCCCCAUCACGGGUCCCAACGUCUCCGGAAGGAAGAGGAAGCACGAGGAGGACGAGCGGCAGACCAUCCCCAACAUCCUGCAGGGCGAGGUGGCUCGGCUCGACGUCAAGUUCCUCGUCAACCUGGAUCCUUCGUUCUGCAGCAACAACGGCACCGUGCACCUCGUCUGCAAACUGGAUGAUAAAAACCUUCCCAGCGUUCCUCCGCUGCAGCUCAGCGUUCCUGCUGAUUAUCCGGAUCAGAGUCCAUACUGGGCCGACGACGGGGACCAGUACGGUGCGAACAGCUUCCUGCAGACGGUCCACAGAAACAUGACGUCCAAACUGCUGCAGCUGCCGGACAAACACUCGGUGACGGAGCUGCUCAACACCUGGGCUCAGAGCGUCCGCCAGGCCUGCCUGUCUGCUGCCUGAAGCCCCGCCCACCACUCACCUGACAGCGACACCACCUCUGACACACACACGUGUACGUGGAUCUGGUCUCCGACAGGUUUCUGUGACAAACAAAAGCAACUGUCGUGGAGCGUUAGACUGUUGCAGAUAAAGCGGCUCACCUGAGGCCGAGCACCUGUUGCACCUGUGUUUUUCAUCCCAACAUUUAGUUUGAUUUUCACUGUCAUAAAUAAUGAGCAGCCGUUGUUCCUGAACGCUUCACGCUGGCCGGGCUGAUAUCAUGUGGUCUGAUCCCGACGUUAUUCCUGAUGAAUUCUGGGUAAAUUAAGACUCUUCGCUGUGGCAGACGGAGCUGCUCACCUGCAAUCUGUGUAUAUAAUAUUUACUCUCGUAUGUUUCUGCAGUAACAGGAAACACAAAGGGAAGAAAGUAACUGUCAUUUAUCCUGAAGUAUAUUCUGCUCCCUGAAUGCAACACGCGGCUCAGGUUUGUACCACAGAAGAGCGCUGUUGUAAAGAGAAACGCUAACAAAGGUUUGUACGCUUUGCUUUUCAAAGUGAAAAUAUAAAUGUAUUUUUUUUUUUUUUGCUAUCAUAAAUAAAAACGUUUAAGUUCAACUUUUUAAA
Molecule: messenger RNA, 3184 nt
Organism: Siniperca chuatsi (mandarin fish)
Lineage: Eukaryota; Metazoa; Chordata; Actinopteri; Centrarchiformes; Sinipercidae
Gene: med15
Product: mediator complex subunit 15
Exons: 18
Coding region: 132-2579 (815 amino acids)
Biological process (GO): regulation of DNA-templated transcription
Molecular function (GO): transcription coregulator activity
Source: RefSeq, a predicted model, not a curated record